Messenger RNA from Echinops telfairi (small Madagascar hedgehog), 2300 nucleotides. RefSeq names its product IL2 inducible T cell kinase (gene ITK). The transcript has 18 exons. Gene Ontology annotation, molecular function: non-membrane spanning protein tyrosine kinase activity; ATP binding; protein binding. Gene Ontology annotation, biological process: T cell receptor signaling pathway; adaptive immune response; intracellular signal transduction. NCBI's taxonomy places the organism in Eukaryota, Metazoa, Chordata, Mammalia, Afrosoricida, Tenrecidae. The record is from RefSeq and is a predicted model, not a curated record. The coding region runs from base 1 to 2280 and encodes 759 amino acids.
AUGAACAACUCUAUCCUCCUGGAAGAACAGCUCAUCAAGAAAUCCCAACAAAAGAGAAGAACUUCUCCCUCAAACUUUAAAGUCCGCUUCUUUGUUUUGACCAAAACCAACCUGGCAUACUUUGAGGACCGGCACGGGAAAAAGCGCACCCUGAAGGGCUCCAUUGAACUCUCCCGGAUCAAAUGUGUCGAGAUUGUGAAAAGUGACAUUAUCAUCCCAUGCCACUAUAAAUACCCAUUCCAGGUCGUGCAUGAUAAUUACCUCCUGUAUGUGUUUGCCCCAGACCGAGAGAGCCGGCAGCGCUGGGUCCUGGCCCUUAAAGAAGAAACAAGAAACAACAACAGUUUGGUGUCCAAGUAUCACCCUAAUUUCUGGAUCGAUGGGAGAUGGAGGUGCUGUGCUCAGCUGGAGAAGCUGGCCGUCGGCUGUGCCGAGUACGACCCGUCCAAGAACUCUUCAAAGAAGCCUCUUCCUCCUACUCCUGAAGACAACAGGCGGUCACUUCCGGAACCCGAUGAAACUUUGGUCAUUGCCUUGUAUGACUACCAAACAAACGACCCCCAGGAGCUCACCCUUCGCUGCAGUGAAGAAUAUUACCUGUUGGACAGUUCUGAGAUCCACUGGUGGAAAGUCCAGGACCGAAAUGGGCAUGAAGGAUAUGUACCAAGCAGUUACCUGGUGGAAAAAUCUCCAAAUAACCUGGAAACCUAUGAGUGGUACAACAAGAGCAUCAGCCGGGACAAAGCUGAAAAGCUUCUGCUGGACACAGGCAAAGAAGGAGCCUUCAUGGUACGAGAUUCCAGGACUCCGGGAACAUACACCGUGUCUGUUUUCACCAAGGCCAUUGUCAGUGAGAACAACCCCUGCAUAAAGCAUUAUCAUAUCAAAGAAACCAAUGACAACCCCAAGAGAUACUACGUGGCUGAAAAGUAUGUGUUCGAUUCCAUCCCUCUCCUCAUCAAUUACCACCAACACAACGGAGGCGGACUGGUCACUCGACUGCGGUACCCGGUUUGUUCCUGGAGGCAGAAAGCCCCGGUCACAGCAGGGCUGAGAUAUGGGAAGUGGGUGCUCAAUCCCUCAGAGCUCACAUUUGUGCAGGAGAUUGGCAGCGGGCAGUUUGGGUUGGUGCAUCUCGGCUACUGGCUCAACAAGGACAAGGUGGCUAUCAAAACCAUUCAGGAAGGAGCCAUGUCAGAAGAAGACUUCAUAGAGGAGGCCGAAGUCAUGAUGAAACUGUCUCACCCCAAGCUGGUCCAGCUCUAUGGGGUGUGCCUGGAGCAGGCCCCCAUCUGCCUGGUGUUUGAGUUCAUGGAGCACGGCUGCCUGUCAGAUUACCUGCGCAAUCAGCGAGGGGCCUUUGCAGCAGAGACCCUACUAGGCAUGUGCUUGGAUGUGUGUGAAGGCAUGGCCUACCUGGAAGAUGCAUGUGUCAUCCACAGAGACCUGGCUGCCCGAAACUGCCUGGUGGGAGAAAACCAAGUCAUCAAAGUGUCUGACUUUGGGAUGACAAGGUUUGUCCUCGAUGAUCAGUACACCAGCUCCACAGGCACCAAGUUCCCAGUGAAGUGGGCCUCCCCAGAGGUGUUCUCCUUCAGCCGCUACAGCAGCAAGUCUGAUGUGUGGUCAUUUGGCGUGCUGAUGUGGGAAGUCUUCAGUGAAGGCAAAAUCCCAUAUGAAAACCGAAGCAACGCUGAGGUGGUGGAAGACAUCAGUAUGGGGUUUCGGUUAUACAAGCCCCGGCUGGCCUCCUCAAGUAUCUAUCAGAUCAUGAACCACUGCUGGAAAGAGUUGUGCCAGCUACAUUUGUUGAAAAUGAACUCACAGAGCUCUUUCUUCCCUUCCAGAAACCAGAAGACCGGCCACCCUUCUCCAGCCUGUUGGGUCAACUGGCUGAAAUCGCGGAGUCAGGACUUUAGCUGUGGCUUGGUGCCAGGACUCGGCUUGCAGAUCCUGAAUGGGGGAGGGAAGUCCUCCCUCCACAGAGCAUUAACUCUUCCUCCUGCCCAGGACAGCAUGACCUGUGAUGCCCUCCCGGCGCUGCCAUGGAUGCAGUACCCUGACAGUGGCUGGCGCUGGGCCACAGGCAGGAGGGGUCUGCCACUGAGCUGGGAGCUGAGCCAGAAGAGCAGCCGCAUCCCUGCCCUCCCUUUAACCUCUCGUCACAUGGGGUGCACAAGCUUCCAUCUGAAAGCUUCAGACAGCAUCUCUUGCACUGUUCUUAGUGAAAGUGAGAGAGUGGGACAGGAUUCUGAGUUAUUAUUUGUAUCAUUAUUUUAAACAUGGGUCCCAAGUGCACA